This is a messenger RNA of Neoarius graeffei (lesser salmon catfish), 4931 nucleotides long. RefSeq names its product GATA zinc finger domain containing 1 (gene gatad1). Lineage: Eukaryota; Metazoa; Chordata; Actinopteri; Siluriformes; Ariidae. The transcript is spliced from 5 exons. Gene Ontology annotation, molecular function: sequence-specific DNA binding; zinc ion binding. Gene Ontology annotation, cellular component: nucleus. Bases 181 to 915 code for a protein of 244 amino acids. The record is from RefSeq and is a predicted model, not a curated record. Gene Ontology annotation, biological process: regulation of DNA-templated transcription; chromatin organization.
AGCGAUUUUUGCGCUGUGUAGAUGAUGUACUGUAUUGUUUUUGUUUUUAAUAUUUCAGGAAAACUAUGAUUAGGUUCACUGUUUUUUGUAGGUUUCUGUAACAUAAACGUGUUUUCAGAAAGCAGCAGAGGUCGCAAGACUUUUGAGGUUUGUUUUUCUUUCUUUCCUGCGUAUGAAACGAUGCCGCUGGGGUUAAAGCCAUGUUGUGCUGUCUGCAAGACGAACUCGUCGUCGAUGUGGAAAAAAGGAAAUCAGGGAGAAAUCCUCUGUAACAACUGUACAGCUAAAAGCAGCAUCACAGGAGCGUCAGGGCUGGCACUGUCCUCCAGCACACAGCAGAGUAAUGGCGGGGGGAAGCAGUCUAAACAGGAAAUCCACAGGCGGUCAGCACGAUUAAGAAGCACCAAGUACAAGGCGCCUGCGUCUGAGAAGAAAGUUUCAUCAAAAGGAAAAGGAAGACGACAUAUUUUUAAACUAAAAAAUCCAAUCAAAGCACCUGAGUCUGUGUCCACCAUAAUCACAUCAGAGUCGAUCUUCUACAAGGGUGUUUACUAUCAGAUAGGGGAUGUGAUAAAAGUAAUAGACGAAGAGGAUGGUAAACCUUAUUUUGCACAGAUCCGUGGCUUUGUUCAGGAUCAGUACUGCGAGAAAAGUGCUGCAUUAACGUGGCUGAUCCCUACACAGUCCAGUCCAAGAGAUCACUUUGAUCCAGGCACUUACAUAGUCGGUCCAGAAGAGGAUUUGCCCAGAAGAAUGGAAUACCUUGAAUUUGUUUGCCAUGCACCAUCAGAAUAUUUCAAGUCAAGGAGCUCCCCCUUUCCAACAAUACCUAUUCGCCCAGAGAAAGGCUACAUUUGGACCCAUAUUGGACCUACGCCUACUGUGGCAAUCAAAGAAACUGUUGGUUGUAAUUAACUGUAACUUUAUAAACUGAAAUCACUAUUUAAAUAUUAAUAAAGGGAGCAUUGUAUUGCUUAUUAGGUCAAAGGCAAAAUGCUCUUUCUCCCUGUGCAUUUGUGUGUCAUAUAUAUAUAUAUAUAUAUAUAUAUAUAUAUAUAUAUAUAUAUAUAUAUAUAUAUAUAUAUAUAUAUAUAAACCCAAUUCCAAAAAACUUGGGACGCCAUGUAAAGUGGAAAUAAAAACAAUGCGAUAAUUUGCAAAUCAUGGAAACCCUAUAUUUCAUUGAAAAUAGUACAAAUACAACAUAUCAAAUGUUGAAACCGAGAAAUUGUUUUUUGAAAAAUAUAUGCUAAUUUUCAAUUUGAUAUCAGCAACACGUUUCAAAAAAGUUGGGACGUGCAUGUUUACCAUUCUGUUGCAUCACCAUUACUUUUAACAAUACUCUGUAAACGUUUGGGAACUGAUGAGACCAAUUGCUGUCGUUUUGAAAGAGAAAUGUCCCAUUCUUGCCUGAUAUACAAUUUCAGUUGCUCAACAGUUCAGGGUCUCCUUUGUUGUAUUUUGUGCUUCAUAAUGUGCCAAAUGUUUUAAAAGGGAGACAGGUCAGGACUGCAAGCAGGCCAGUUUAGCACCUGGACUCUCUUACUACAUAGCCAUGUAGUUUUAAUAUAUGCAGAAAGUGGUUUGGCAUUGUCUUGCUGAAAAAAGGAAGGCCUUCCCUAAAAAAAAGAUUUUGUCUGGAUGGCAGCAUAUUGCUUUGAAACGUGUAUAUAUCAUUCAGCAUUAAUGAUGCCUUCCCAGACGUACAAGCUACCCAUGCCAUGUGCACUAAGGCUGCUGGGCCAUAGAAGGUUCACGCUGCAUGCUGCACGCUGCACGCUACACGCGUGUAAAGAAAAGUGGACAAACGUAGCAUGACUUGCUCUGGGCCAUAGAACGGCGUUCACGUUGCACGCUGCACACUUCACGCGUGAAGCGUGAAAUGAACAUGCACACUUUUUUCUAGGCGUGAAGACGGAAAUUCCAGUCAAUGCAUGCGGUCACCGCCGCGCCAGCCAAUCAGAACGGGUCUAGGGAGAUAACGCUAUGCUUUCAGGGGAAAACUUCAGAAAAAAUAUAAUUGAAUGGUAUAAUUGAAAAAUAGUUCUUCAUCGGGAUUGUCAAGCAGAUUAUAGAAUGUUCGGUGAAAUUCACCACGGGUUUCUCUCAGAAGGAAGUGUUCUCGGCUCCAAAUUCUGUUCCUUUUUCUCUUCCUCUGUCUCAGUAAAAGCAGAAUGAGGCAAUCGUCGUCAUCUUAAGAGUCCAUAUUGUUGGUUACUCGGUCAAAGUAGAACAGACGCAACACGUGAACAUCCAAGCAUGAAGUUUAAUGGCCCAGGGUCCGGUUCUUCACGUGAACGUGUAGCGUGCAGCAUGCAGCGUGAACCUUCUAUGGCCCAGCAGCCUAAUGCACCCUCAUACCAUCACAGAUGCUGGAUUUUGCACUGUGGACUGAUAAGCUGGAUACUCCCUCUCCUUUUUUAGCCUGGAGAAUGUGGUAUCCAUGAUUUCUAAAAAGAAUUUCUAAUUUUGAUUUGUCAGACCUCGGGACAAUUUUCCACUUCGCCUCAGUCCAUUGUAAAUGAUCUCAGGCCCAGAGAAGGUGGCAGUGCUUCUGGAUGUUAAUAUUUGAUUUUAACUUGCAUUUGUGGAUGCAGUAAUGAACUGUUUUCACAGACGAUGGUUUUCUGAAGUGUUCCUGAGCCCAUACGUUGAUUUGCAUUACAGACACGUGUCUGCUUUUAAUGCAGUGUCGCCUGAGGGCCUGAAGAUCACAGGUAUCCAGUGUCAGUUUUCAGCCUUGUCUCUUGCAUACAGAGAUUUCUCCAGAUUCUCUGACUCUUUUAAUGAUUACGUACUACAGAUGAUGUGAUCCCCAAAUUCUUUGCAAUUUUACAUUGAGGGACGUUAUUCUUAAAUUAUUGCUCAAUCUUUCACAGAGUGGUGAACCCCUCCCCAUCUUUACUUCUGAGAGACUUGGCCUCUCUGGGAUGCUCUUUUUAUACCCAAUUAUGUUACUGACCUGUUGCCAAUUAAUCAAAGUAGUGUUUUUUUUUAAAGCAUUACACAGCUUUUCCAGUCUUUUGUUGGCCCUGUCCCCACUUUUCAGAAAUGUGUUACUAACAUCAAAUUCAAAAUGGGCACAUAUUUUUCAAAAAACAAUAAAAUUUCUCAGUUUCAGCAUUUGAUAUGUUGUCUUUUUAUAUUUAAUUGAAAAUAGUACAGAGUUUCCACGAUGUGCAAGUAUUCACAUUCUGUUUUCAUUUGUGUUUUACAAAGUGUCCUAAUUUUUUUUGGAAUUGAGGUUGUGUAUAAUAUUCUGAUGUCAGUAUAGGGGUAGCCUAGUGUGGCCACCAUUUUGUGGUUAUCAAUUUGGGCAACAAAUGAAAACUAGCACAUACCGUAAAAUACCAAAUAAUAGCCGAGUUCCAAUUAACCGCCGAGUUCCCUUUAACGGCCGGGUGUACGCGUGUGUUGUGACAAAUAAAGGCCGGUUCCGAAUACUCGCCGGGGUCUAAAAAAAAAAAAAAGCGUCCGAACGUUCUAUCUAGAAUCUUGAGGCCCAGCACUUUUCUGGUUUUCUGGUGUUUAAACGAUUUUGCAUUGCAUAGUUUUCUACCGAAACAAUAUGAAUGAAUGAAUGAAUGAAUGAAAUUAUUUCUAUAAUACUGUUUACAACAUUUUGUUACGUGAUAAUAAACAUGCCAUUUCAAUGUUAUAAUCUUGGUCUACCGUAAUAUUUCUUGAGGAAUGCAACUCCGUAACUUUUGACAGAUGUGUUAGCCACCCCUUUGGGUAUACCCAACGAAAGCCAGCGUGUGUGGUGACAUUGAGGACUGCGGGUUUCCAAGGUUGGACUGCUGCUUCUGUUAAACGACCUAAAUUGCCGAAUGCAUGCGUCAAAGCACACACUGAGUUUUAUUAAAGACCUUAUACCAUUUCACUUGCCCUUACCCAUUCGGAUCUGGAAGACGCUUUACAAAAAAGGUGAGAGCGUUCUAACAUGCAUUUCAGUCUGCUCGCGGCCAAUCUAAUCCAAGGGGCCUUUUCAACAAGUAAUCUGUCGUGCAAGUUGGGCAGAAGCACGCGUCAGGCAGGCAACAUGUAGGCCUACAGUCAGUAACCUAUUCAACUAACUUUCAUCCGAACUUUAAGUUUUCUACGGGGUCGAGCCACCGUACCAACUCACUCGGGGAAUAGGCUCAUAUCGGCCAAAUAGGGAGACGUCUUGGAGAGAAACGUGAGAAUGCAAGAUGACAGUAUGUAGCCACUGCAGGUCACUUAUUUUUCAGCAUAAGAAAAAACCCUUUGGUUUGACACUUCGCACCCUAAUUAUGUUGCUUCAGCGUCGCGCCCUCCAUGCAAUUUCAGAUUGACAGACAUCGCGAAGCGCAAAGGGUGGAGGCUGCAUGGGUGAGGGUGAUAGCAAGUGACCAUAACUUUGCAGAGUAAUUAAAUCACAGUGCUGCGCACAGACAAUGGUGUGGUUUCUUGAUUAUUUUGUAAAGCAUGCGCUUAACUAGUCAUUAACAGGAAAAGGUGUGUGAUUUAUCCUUUAUCCACCCCGACUGUGCCAUGCGAACAUGCAUUCUGCGUCUUCAAAAUUCCCCGAAGUCGGCACCGUGCUAUCUGUAAUCUAACUCUAAACAAACUGUAAGUUAUACUGGUUAAAAGUAGGCCUAUCUGAGAAUGAUUUUUUUCCCCGUUUUGAGGUAGAUUUUGGGGAAGGUAUUUGUGAAGAAGGAAUUAAUCGCCUGUUCCAAAUAGCCGCCUAGUCUCUAAUACGCGCCGGGUCUCUUAUGUGAUUGAGACAAAUAAUCGCCCGGGCUAUUAUUUGGUAUUUUACGGUAUUUUCUUAGACACAUUUUGGAAAGAUUAAUGCCAUAUUAGUAAUGUACAAUUGCAAAUUCUGUAUAGUUGAUCAGACCUCUGUGCUGGCUGUUCAAGCAGAAACUAAUAAUUGUAAAUAAAGAAUUUGUCAAACGGAAAAA